Durotheca rogersii is the source of this 1155-nucleotide messenger RNA. Its product is annotated as carbohydrate-binding module family 1 protein. The transcript is spliced from 3 exons. The record is from RefSeq and is a predicted model, not a curated record. Lineage: Eukaryota; Fungi; Ascomycota; Sordariomycetes; Xylariales; Xylariaceae. Gene Ontology annotation, biological process: carbohydrate metabolic process. Gene Ontology annotation, cellular component: extracellular region. The coding region runs from base 1 to 1155 and encodes 384 amino acids. Gene Ontology annotation, molecular function: hydrolase activity, hydrolyzing O-glycosyl compounds; cellulose binding.
AUGCGGCAGCUUCACCAGCUCGCUAAAGCGGCCGGGAAGCUGUAUUUUGGCUCCGCCACCGACAAUGGGGAGCUCUCGGACGCGACCUACGUCAGUAUCCUCAAGGAUGCCGACAUGUUCGGCCAGAUCACGCCCGGGAACGGACAGAAAUGGCAGUACACCGAGCCGACUCGGGGUUCCUUCUCGUUCACCGCAGGUGACCAGAUUGCGAGCUUUGCCCAGUCCAACGGCCAGCUACUGAGGUGUCACGCGCUCGUCUGGCACUCCCAGCUACCCAACUGGGUUAGCAGUGGCACCUGGACGGCCGCCGAGUUAACCUCUGUCAUCAAUACGCACAUCGCCAAUGAGGUGGGACACUACAAGGGCCAGUGCUAUGCUUGGGACGUGGUGAACGAGGCUCUCAACGAGGACGGCUCGUAUCGUGACUCGGUGUUCUAUAGGGUCUUGGGCGACUCGUACAUCCCCAUCGCAUUCAAGGCCGCCGCCGCCGCCGACCAGGACACGAAGCUGUACUACAACGACUAUAACAUCGAAGGGAGCGGUUCCAAGCAGCAAGGUACCAUCAAGAUCGUUAAGCUUGUCCAAGACGCCGGGGGUAAGAUCGACGGAGUAGGCAUGCAGGCGCACCUCAUCGUCGGAUCCACGCCUAGCCAGAGCACGCUCGAGAGCGUCAUCAGGUCGUACAUCUCGGCGGGCGUCACUGAGGUGGCCUACACGGAGCUAGACAUCCGCUUCAGCAGCCUACCGCCGAGCGAGUCGGGCCUUCAGCAACAGGCGAGCGAUUAUGGGGCGGUUACGCGGGCGUGCCUGGCGGUCGACGCGUGCGUCGGCAUAACGAUCUGGGACUACACAGACAAGUACAGCUGGAUCCCGUCCGUGUUUCCGGGGUCCGGGGCGGCGCUGCUCUGGGACGAGAACUUCUCGCGGAAGCCGGCGUACAGCACGGUCAGCAGCAUCCUGCGUGCAGCGGCAACAGGCGGCGGCGGAAGCACCGGCAUCCCGACAGCAACUUCAACGGCGCCGGAGCCGACGUCCACGUCUUGCACGGUGGUGAAGUGGGGGCAGUGCGGCGGUAGAGGUUACACGGGAUGCACGGCCUGCGCGUCUGGCUCUACCUGCACCUAUUCGAACGAUUAUUACUCGCAGUGUCUGUGA